AUGGGUGCUCGUCGCGAGGAACACCUCCUCUCGCCACUCCUCGAAGCCCUUUUUGAUUGUGACACCGCAAGUGCAACCGUUUCCGGCCUUCGCCUUUUCAACAACUUACUUUUUAUGGUCCCCACUGAAACACGAAGGAUUCAACUUGAAAAAGAGUUGCAAGAGCUUCAUUACGAGUCACACAUCAGCCAGAUUCGCAUCAAAUAUUCAACAGUGUCGAGUGUAGUCAGAGAAGUCGAACGAUUUUAUUCGAUCAAGAGGAAGCAAGAGCAAGGACCUAUCACACCAGUUUUGAUUCCAGAACAGCAAGUAAUGGAUCUUGAUGAGAAUGCGAAUUCUUCCUCAAGCGAUUCCGAUUCGAGUCUCUUGGACUCACUCAAAAUGGCGAUUGGUAAAAGUGGGGAGGCGAUGAAAAUUCGAAAGCGGCUUCUCGAAACGCUCACCGAGGUACUCGAGGAUGUUCAUUCGGAGAACGAUAUCGACCCCGUGUUGGCAAAGUGUAAACGAUUGCUGGGAAGCUCACUCAAUAACAAUUCCUCGUUUCAACUGCCAACCAUAACUCCGUCUGCUCCACCGCCACCACCUCCGCUAAUGAAUGGACCUUUACCUCCACCUCCACCACCUCUCACUGGCUGCUCUAUUGGACCUGGUCCUCCCCCACCUCCACCUCCAUUUAAUUUGGGAAACAAGAAAAUGAGCGAAACGACUCACGAGUUACCAGUCGCUUUUAAACCGCCGAAGAGAGCCGAGACAAAGAUGAUCAAGAUGCAGUGGACAAAAAUUCCCCCACGUGAAGUGACGAGCACGGCAAAUACUUUGUGGGGGAAAUUGGCAAAAGACGAGUGUCCGAUCACUUCUCAAGUACCGCUUGAUUAUUCACAACUUGAUGAGCUCUUCUCUCAGCAAAAUCCAAGAAAAAACAAAUCGUUGGAUAAGCCCAUCAUUGGUUCAAAGAAAACGGACGAAGUGAUCUUGCUCGACACAAAGCGUUUCAUGAAUGUUUCAAUAUUUAUCAAAAAGCUUGGGGAUGUACAAGAGUUGGUGAGUGAUAUUCGAGAGUGUCGAGGGACGACCCGCCUCGACACUCUGCAGAUGCUUCUUUCAACAGCAAUGCCCACUCGGGAAGAGGUUGAUCUAAUUCGAACGUAUACGGGUGAUUCGUCGAAGUUGGCUCCGCCUGAGUCUUUUUUCUUGCAUCUAGUCGCCAUUCCCGAUUAUUCGCUUCGGAUUCGAAUGCUCAAAUUUCGAAUGGACUUUCAUCUUUCAAUGGAAAAACUUGCUCCACAAGUCCGACUUCUCAGUGACGCUUGUGAACAGAUUCUUGCUUCAACAGCUUUACUGAGAGUUUUUGUGGUGAUUUGCAAGAUCGGAAACUAUUUAAACGAGGGCUCAUCGGCUGGUGAUGCUGCUGGCUUUAAGUUGAACUCUUUAUGGAAAGUGAUCGAGUUAAAAGCAAAUACUGGACAUGAAACUCUUCUACACUUCAUCACCAAAAAUGAUCCGAUUUGCGUGGAUAAUCUGAAAGCAGAAUUGAGUCUGAUUCCGGAAGCUGCGAAAAUUCCCUCUCCUAGCGAGAUCGAGACAGACUUUGGUGAGAUCGAGAAGCAACGAGCGGAGCUUGAAAAAGAGUUGAACGGAAAGCAAGAACCUGUAUUCAAAGAAAUGGGCUCUUAUAUCAAGAUCGAGUGCAAAGCUGAGAUUGAAGUGCUUGCGAAGAGCUUCUUUCAUCUUUCCGAUCUUCGUUCCCGUAUGGCCACUUAUUUCAUGGAGAAACCAAACGAGUUCAAGAUUGAAGAAUGCAUUCGAAUGUUUAGAAACUUUUUGUUGCGACUUGAAAAAGCGCAUCAGGAAAAUUUGCAAAGGGAAGAGAGCGCUCGAAAGAGAGAACAAAAAGCGAAAGCUGUUGGUGAGAGG
This is a messenger RNA of Mesorhabditis belari, 1914 nucleotides long. The record is from the annotation of a GenBank genome assembly. NCBI's taxonomy places the organism in Eukaryota, Metazoa, Nematoda, Chromadorea, Rhabditida, Rhabditidae.